This is a messenger RNA of Poeciliopsis prolifica (blackstripe livebearer), 4093 nucleotides long. RefSeq lists its product as uncharacterized. The record is from RefSeq and is a predicted model, not a curated record. The transcript has 14 exons. The coding region runs from base 1254 to 4013 and encodes 919 amino acids. NCBI's taxonomy places the organism in Eukaryota, Metazoa, Chordata, Actinopteri, Cyprinodontiformes, Poeciliidae.
GUUGGCUCGUCUGGAGUAUUCAGGAGUUUCAGUCUCUAAUGAAGCUUCAGCGCUAACAUCUCACUGGUUCCUGCAAUAAACUCAGACUUCCUUCAACAAGUUAACUAUGGUGUAAAACAUCAGUAUGUGUAGCGACCAGAGGAUCCCUUUCUCUCCUCUCUGGAAAUCUCCAUGAACCUUAACGACGCAGCCGCAGCCUGGAGGCGCCGUGAAGCUCAUCAUUAAAGCACAAGUCGCUGACCAUGCAGGACGCUGCGUUUCACUGACACACGUGUAUGUCAUUAGAUGACACGGGGAGGUUGUGGGGCUCCAUUUGUGUCCUGCAGGGGAAAUGAUGAUGAUGGUGUAAGAGGAGGGGGGACCGUGACGCCUCUCUGUCCUCCGUCCACAGGAAGACUGGAUGAGAUUGAUUCGGGCUUUGCGCAGUUUGUUCGCCCUCGUCGCAGCAGAAAGGAAAACGGGCUGGUUCUGUGUCUGAAAUGUCUCACCGCUGGAAAUGCAGCUCCACGUUUGUCUGUUGCUCUUUUUCUUUACAACAGUCUUUGUAUUAAUGCCUACUUAACAACCAAUAUCGUCAAGUACGUGAAGAAACUGAAGGGCCAGGGGCGGCUUAGCCCCCCAGGUCCUGGAUUCAAAACUUCAGGAUAAGAGAUAAAGUGAGACAUCAUCAGUUCAUCCUGACUUUAUCCGUUUCACAAAAACCAAACCUGGUUCAGGAGGUGCAGCAUGUCAAGCCAGGCUUAAGUAAUUCAGAUAAAGCUGUGACAUUAUUGCACCAACACUGUGGUGGAAAUGUCACCUUGGAUCAAGAACCUGAAGGCCACAUCACUCUCCUUCUACCUGGAUUCUUUAACCACACCGGUAGCCUCAGCCCCAGGAGCCAGCAAUCGGAGGAAAGCUUACCGCUUUCAAAUUGCACUUGGCUGUUGGGCAUUCCUCUGAGGAAGAAGAUACUUUUACAGUUAAAAUGGACAGAAAGUAAUUGGAGGAUCUCGCUGAGAUGUGUUGAGGAAGAUCAGAUCCUACAGAGUCAUGGGGAAAUAGCAUUGCUCUCUGACUGUGAUGAAAAUAAAGCUGUCCUCAGUUGGAAAGGGCCAAGAAUUUCCUCAAAUUCAAUUCAUCUGACUUAUUGUGUUCAGGAAGCUGAGAGAAAUUCCUCAGAGGGCCAAUCAAUUCACCAACAGCAGCAGGACCCUACUUGGUCUGUGAAAGGAGCCACCAAUGAAAGCAUUUACACAGCUGCCCAGAGGGUGAUGAAGGAUACAACAGAGGGCAGAGGUCGUGUCCAUGAAGGGCAAAUUUGUAAUUUUGACACUCGCUCUGCAUCUAGCACCUUCUCUCACGACAAGGAGUUGCUGCAGCCGACCUCAUCCCAGAGGGGACUCCUACUAUCUGGGAGAACUGAUAGGGAAACUCUCCCUCUUCCUGAGGAAAAAUGGAACAAUGAAGCGGAUACAUCUGGAGCGACUCACCUCGCUGUCGCUCCCACGACUGCCAUAACACACCCAUAUUUUCAGCCUGCAGUCAGUACAGACACCAAAACAGAAAAUCCUACUGACUUAGCCCAAGCGCAAACUGAGACAUCCUGGACAGACACGAAGGUCACUCUUUCCGUUACCACAGAUUUCCAAAGAUCUAUAUCUGGACAGACAAUGAAGAUGGAGGAGUUUGUUACACAGAUGGAUGGACUUACAGAUAUGCAGACAAACCAAAGUAUUUCCAGUUCCAGUGGUUUUAAUUCUUCUUUGCCUGGGAUAUUGACUUCUGACAGCAGUACCUCAAUAAAUCCACACAGUGGUGCUGUUGAUCAAACUCCUGAGAAUAAACAAGCUCACUCAGAAGGAUUUUAUGCAGCUUUCACCUCCAUCACAUCUACAAAAACUGUAAAAUCCUCCAUCAAACAACAUGACUCAACCAGCACAGAGCCGUCUCUGUCAUUACCAUCUUCCUCACAGGGCUCCAGUGGGGCUCCUUCACCCACCAUCCACAUGGCAGAGAUUCCCACUGGUGUGGGCACUGUGGAGGCUGCUUUGCCUCCUCCACACACAGUUCAGAGUGAGUCAUCUGAGUCUGACAUUAGUUCUCGGAGAGCUGCUGUGAAGUCGACUGAUGGGCUGGACAAUACAGAUGGGUUUCAUCCAGUCACCCCUUCCACACAGAGUCAGACAAACUCUCCUGAAAACAUGGAGAGACUCUCUCAUUCCCUGCAUCCCUCCCCCACCCCGUCACAAACACCCAGAAUAGACAAACAAACGUCGACGAAAGGAAUGCAAAGAAGUGGGACUCAUUUGUACAUCACCACAAACAUGAUGAAAACUUUGUUUAAUGAGGAUGGAUCUUUUUCUACAACCAGACCAACACAAAUAAUCAAAUUCCAGACCUCAACAACUAUCAGACAAAUGCAUUCACCAUCGUUUAGUGAAAGUUUGAAAUCACCCAUGGAUUCAUCUACUCCUUCAUAUGGGCUCCAAAAACAAACUGGGCUUCCUGAUGGUACACAGGUGACUUUUCCCUCUUCAAUGGCUGAAUCCUCCACAGACACAAGCAGCAUGAACCCCAAAUCUACAUCUGAAUCCUCACAAAUCUUUCAUCUGUUCCUGCCGUCUUCUGCUACGGUGUCUCCAAACAAACACUUUACUACUAAAAAUACACCUUCGCACCCAUUGAAAUCUGAUAGUGGAGAUGUGAAGGAGACCACAUCCUGGCAGUGGUCUCCAAGUGGCACAAUGAAGCAUAAACGUCCAGGUGGACCUACUCAGGCCUUUCAUCCCAGCCAACAGAACCAUUUUGGUGUCACAUCACCAGCAUUUACCCCUUCAUUUAAGGGGAGUUCAACAAAAAGUCCCAUCUACUAUGUUGUUCCAAACCAACCUGCUACCGUUAGAGUGGAAUCAGUUGAGCUGCUGCUGCAGAUAGUUGUAGAAGAGUCUCGUUCCACUUCGACUGCUGGUUUGGAGGAAGACAUAAUGCCAUGGUUGGAGUCCUACCUGCAGAGAGCACCGGGCUUCUGUAAGCUGCUGGGAGUCUGGAGCAGUGGCCAGGCAGUGCAGAGCCUGGUUGUGUUUCAAACUAGUGAGGCUCUGCAGUGGCUCGGUGUAAGCGGGGCCACAUCACUUCUGGAACGAACAGGACUAGCUCAGGCUGUUCACCAGGGGAAGAUGUUCAGAUCAUGUCGGAUCACCAACAUCACUGUAGGAGGCCUGCAGGGCGAUGUGUGUAACUGGUUACUGCAGUGCCCAUCCGGGUAUAAAUGUGUCCUCCAGCCCGGCACCACCAACUACAGCUGCUCCUCUGCCUGCCACUAUGACUAUUGCCACCACCACGGCAUUUGCACACACCAUCCAGGGCAGCUUCCUGUCUGCCGUUGUCUUGUAGGGGAAGACUUCUGGUACAUGGGUCAGAGGUGUGACAUGAGGAUGACCAGAGCUCGGCUUGUAGGUGCAUGUCUCACCAUCUUACUCAUCAUAGUGAUGCUUAUUGGCAUUUUGGCUUGUUUGGCUGUGCGGCGCUACCGAGCCAUUCUAAUCCAGGCAAAAGUGGACCAAACUCGCAGCAGUUAUCAUAGGUUCAAUCAUUUCGAUGAGCUGUCGGGUCGGUUCUGGCUGCGUUCGUGGGCCGGAUCCGCAGAUUCUCUGGACAACCCUGCCUUCAUGCGGUCGGAUGAAUUACUGCAUCUGCAGGCACUUGACCGGCCUUGCUGUUACCACGACGACACACUGUCCCUUCCUUCCACCUGCCCCAGUCAUGGGAUGCGUAUCAACACAAUUUACCCCCACAGCUCCCAGUAUGGUUGGAGGGGCAGUGGGAUGAGCAUGGGGGAUGGUGUGUUGGACUCAGGAAAGGCCAGUGACCUGUCUGUGUGUAGCUGGCCUGUGGAACCCAUUCACUGGACUCCAUUCCCACUUCUGCAGCAGCUGGCAUCCCACAGAAAUCCUGCAGUCAGGAUGUCACGGCCGCGGUCCUACUGCGAAGGCAUGGAGCUGGUAGACAUGGGAAAGAGUUGGACUGCUUGAUGACCCAAGGAGCAAGAAAAUCUGUUUCAGUUUUUAUGUUAAACCUAAAUGCUUUGUUAAUAAAAGAUGUAAGGAAAUAA